AAGUUGGGAGUAGUACAGGCUCUAGUUUUAAGGUUGUGUUAUGGUGCUUUCAGAAUAAGUCCAGUAUCUGUUCAUUAAGAGAAGAUGGGAGGAUGCUGUUAAGAUAAGAUACUCUUUUAUUAGUCCCACAAGGUGAAAUUCCCAUUUACAGUUUAUCCCUUCCAACAGGAACAAGAGAACUGACAUAUCGCACCUGUCUGAUGUGAAACAAAAAUAACUAAGUAUGCAGUCCUGGGCAAAUACAUGAAAAUAUCUAGGAAAUAUUGGAUAGACAAGAUAAGUAAGUGCAUUAUCACUGUUAGGAGAGUGAAAGGGAUAAGCAGUAACAAAAUGACAAAAUGCAAAUAUAUAUAGCAGCUUGCAGAUCGGUUGCAAGCACUUGUACAAACACGUACAAAAAUUUGACCUAUAAACCCAAGGAUUCUAAUACAAGAAGCACAGGUGUCAGAUUCAGCAUACCAAAUCCAUUUGUUUCUGUAAAAAGACAAACAUCAGACUGUCAGUUGACACAGUUGAAAUGUUUUUCAUUUUAGAUACAAGCUCAGCUGUAAUAUCAUUACAGUUACAUGCCUUUGGUAGCAGACACAUUUUUUAUGCAAUAUAUUACACUUUCCAGAUCAGAUACGACUGAAUUAUAUCCUAUUUUGCCCUUAAGUCUUUGUAAAUAAUCCGAAACUAGAUCUACCCUUUCUAUAAAGUGUCAGGAGGUAACAUUUGUUGUGAUUAGGUACUGUCCAAGCAAACAUUGUUUGAUGAGAAAACAGACUAAAAAUAAUAAAGUAUAUAUUGGCAGAAGACAUUCAUGUGGACGCCAGAAAUGCACACAUUGAUGAAUUGGCACAGCCUUAUCGUUUAUCACGAGAAUUAUUUGGGGCCUAAAACAUUUUGCAUAAAAUACCCAUAAUUUAAACACAUUAGGUAGCGGUAUUGCACUUGAAAGCCAGGAGACUAACACCGCAAAAAAGAAAAAAUGAAUAAGAAUUGUCAGCGCAGACGGACUACAAUCCCCACAAUCCAUCGGGCCGGUCAAUGCUUUGAGUGCGUGCCCUCGAAGGGUAGCAGGCAGCAGUAGACACUGUGAGAUAGUACAGCCGGCCUCGGCUUUGGUGAGAGGUAAGUUUUCCAUACUACUAUUUAGACAGUCUUCUGAAAGAUUAGUCAAUGAGAACAUAACCCAAUACAAACGCGCUAAACUUACCUGACAUUUCAACAAGCAUAUGGUUGGGGAAGUUGUUAAAUUGGCUACCCUUCUUCGGCUGAGGGCUAACGUUGGGCACGCCUAUGUAGGGUAGCUGCUCCUGGGUCCGAAAGCUGUAUGCGCGGGCCCAGAGGAGGCAUCAACACUUUCAGGAGACAGGGUAUUUUUAGCCACCAGUGAAGGGGCGAGUGUCGGUCAGUCAGUUGGCUAACGCACAAAAAUAUCAUUUAUCUGACGUCGAGCGUUUGCUGGAGGAGAAGCAUGUUUUAGGAUAUACACAGAGUCUUUACCAAUACAGGCUAUCAACAUGAGCAAACAAGACAGCUUAUAAGCUAGUAGCAGCUAGUUAGCUUAUGGUAACUAGCCACACAUGAGCUUUCCAUUUAUCAUCCUAACCGUUAGCAACUAAGCCUAUUUACUCUUUCCCCUCCCCGAUAACAUUUACGCGGGCUGAACCAAUGCUAUUUAUGUAACCAUGGAAUUCAUGGUAACGUUAUGUGACGUGUUAAAGCCGUCGAAGCUCACACAUUUUUGGAGCCUACAGAUUGUUCCAGUAACAACAGUGUAUCGCUGGGUGGAAGCACAUGACUUGUGCUGUCAGUGUCAUUCAAGUACGUGAAACGGCGUGUUGAACACAACACGGCUGACCCUUGCAAAUGUAUCACCUUACUGUGCUUUUCUCAACUGUGGUGGCAUUUGCAGACUUGUGAUUCUAAUUUUGUUUAUUAUAUAUUUUUUCCUUUUAUGUUUUUUUUUAUGAUAAGUUAAAAUUUCUGUCGUCAUUCAGGACGAACAUUACUGUUGAUAGCCUUUUAGUGUGUUGCGUCACCAGGACCAAACACUGGUCCUUUGAGUGGAUUGUCCAUCUGGAUAUAUAUAUAUCUCAUUAUACAUACUUAUCAAUAAAAACACCUGUGCCAGUGAUUGUAUAUACAAAAAUUCGUCAAUGUACUUACAGACGAAUAAAGGUCCUUGGUUUUUAUGUUGUGUAGCGUUGGUUUGUUUGGUUGUUUGUCUGUUAGCAACUUUACAGAGAAAGUUACAGACGGAUUGACCUGAAAUGUUCACCAGAGGUGCGUCUCAGCCCCAGGAGGAUCCCAUUACAUUUUGGUGGUGAUCUGGAUCGCCUUCUGGAUCCAGGAAUUUUUUGAAGGAUUCUUUAUCAUUGUGAGAUAGGGCAAAUUUUGGAAUUUUUGCAUUUAACUCUAUAAAAAUGGCCAGAGUCUUUAGUAAAAAAUUACACAAAAGGAUCUCAGUGAGUUUUAUGAGGUGUCAAAGGUUGAUCCUGAUCCAGACAAAAUUGCGGAUACUGUGAUCCAGAACACACAAAAAUAAGGGUAUUGUUGGAAUUUUCAAUGCUGAAAGAUAACCAAUAGGCGGCACAGUGGUGUAGUGGUUAGCACUGUCGCCUCACAGCCAGAAGGUCCUGGGUUCAAAUUCAGGUCAGGGCAUUUCUUGUUUUAGGAACAAUGAACAUACCAGUGUAAACACAAAUAAAUGUUAAUAAAAGACACGUAACAGUAAAAGUUUUGGUGCGAAUCACAAUAUAAGGGGGGACAUGAGCUGCUUGGCGGAGGUCUGCGCUCUCCGAGUGCUUUUCUAGUUCAAAAUGUAGUUCUUUCUUAGAAAAUACAGGAAAACUUUAUAGUACAAAGACAAGGCAACCGACAUGGCCUCACUUGGGGCUUCUUUAUCAUAUGGGGGACUGAGCAGGUGACAUACAAUUAAUAAUGAUGAUAAUCUUCACAUAUUAGCUAGCUAUUACAUAAUAGAAAUAAUUCUGAGAACGGCAACAGCUAGAGUAUCUUGAAAUAUGAAGAAAAGAAAUGUUGGGCUCUGGGGGAAUACUUCGACGAAAUAUUCUUUGUUGUGGUGUGCAAAUUAUAGUUUUUGGAGCAUUUUGAGAUCAGACUAUGAGAAAAAGAGAUAUUUUUUUGGUAAUUACAAGUCAGUGUCAUGAAAGAAUUAUUCAGAUCUUUUAGUUUAACAGUCAUAACACUGUUCACAGAUGUCCACAAUUGUUGGACUGCAUUAGACAUUGCUUAAGAACAACACUGAAAGGACACUUCUUAGGAAACAAAAAGGAAUGGUAGUGAUGAUAAUGAAUAGGCAGUUUGGGGCUUUUUAUUGUAAUAAUUUAUGAAAAUUUUGGGUUCAUUUAUACAUGUGUUACUUCUUCUGUUGCGUUUUCAAAACAUGGUGACAUAACAUGGAAAGAGAAUUGAUCUAAUACAAGAGUUUUAAUUCUACCUUUAAAAGAAACCAUGAAAAACAGAACUUGUAGUUCCAGAUAUUGUUUAUCUAUUGACAAAGUUAGUUGUGACUUUUUUUGUAUAUGUUGCAGUAUACUGCUUCACUCCUUCUGCUGCUUUUCAUAUUGCAUUACAUUGCAUACAAGCCUUUACACAGAACAAAAGGUGUCUAGAUUUGGUCAAUUUGGGCUCAAAGAUAAAAAUUACAUGUUGUAUAACCAGUUUAUAGGGCCCCUUUGUUUUCACUAUUUGUUUUUUAUUUGAUUUUAAAAUUAUUAUUUAACAUGUAUUUUUGAAAUGUAUCAGAAAUGGCAACAAAUUAACCCAUGUCCCAAAAAUUGGUUGCUCUGUCUUCCUGAUGGUAAUCUGACAGACAUCUACUGUUAUUUUCCUGGUUAACUGAGUGACUAUUCCCACCCAAGGUAUGAUCUGUUGGCAGGAGAAGCAAUGCUAGAGGCUACAGAUGUUUUAGUGGUAGUGUAGUGUAGUGUUUUAGUGGCGUGUUUUUCAUGCUUGCAAUUAACACAGCAAAUACAGUUUUCAGUUCAUCACGUACCUCUGUACUUGAGGCUGAGAUCUGUGUGGCUCACAGAAAAAAUGUGUGAGAUGCACUGCUCACAUAGGCAGUCCGAACCAAUAGAUCUAAACAUGCAUGAGGCAUUAAAGCAGCCAACACAACUCCUGCAUGAUGCUAGGAGGUGUGGAGAGACGCAAGCAAGAUCAGAGUUUAUAGUACCAAACUGUACCAUACUCCACUGAACCAAACCAGACCUCCUGGGGAAAACGCAUCAAUACACAUCAUCAGAAUCUAAACAGGAGGAGGAAGACCUUAGUGACAAGUUGGAGGGGUCGUAUCUGAUUUGUGUAAUCACCUGCUUCCUAUACAUCAUCCUGCUUAUUUCCCAACUAUCAGCUAAGGUUAUGACUAAGAUGGCACUAAAUAUUAAAUUGAUAUUUUAAAGUUAAAAAUCUAUUCUCUAUACAGCUUGGAAAUAGUUCCUCUAAUUGCAGAGUCAGUAAUGCUCCCAUGGCAACGGAUGGUUGUAUGCCUGCUUGCACUUGGAAUGACCUUUAAUCAGAACAAUUCAGUUCAUCGUCAAAUCAAAAAUAAAAAGGACAUCUUUCCAUAUAGAAAACGCUAGUGCUCCACCACUAUCCAUCAAGUCUUCAUGUGAAAGUCUGUUUCCUGAUGUUCAAGUUUGCUUUGAUAGAUCAUAACAGACACAUCAGACUUCAUUGAAAUCUAUUUUAUAAUAUGUAUUUUAUAUAGCUUAUGUAUUUUAUAACAAACUUGUUACAAUCGGUUUAAGUCCUCUUUAAAAAAAAAAGCACCCUAUAUAAAUAAUGUAAUAGGAAUUGUUGAAGUAUUGUAAACUAGAAAAGCACUCGGGGAGCGCAGACCUCCGCCAAGCAGCUCAUGUCCCCCCUUAUAUUGUGAUUCACACCAAAACUUUUACUGUUAUGUGUCUUUUAUUAACUUUUAUUUGUGUUUAAACUGGUAUGUUCACUGUUCAUAAUGUUCCUAAAACAAGAAAUGCCCUGACCCGGAUUCAAACCCAGGACCUUCUGGUUGUGAGGCAACAGUGCUAACCACUACACCACUGUGCCGCCCAUCUACACCACUGUGCCGCCCAUUGGUUAUCUUUCAGCAUUGAAAAUUCCAACGACACCCUUAUUUUUGUGUGUUCUGGAUCACAGUAUCCAGAAUUUUGUCCGGAUCACCACCAAAAUUUAACGGGAUCCUCCUGGGGCUUUCUCCGUUAAGUUGCUAACAGACAAACAAACUCACAAACAAACAAACCAACGCUACCGAAAACAUAACCUCCUUGGCGGAGGUAAUAAAGUCACACUUAGGAAGUGAUUGUAUACAGAACAGAUAGCGCCCCUUAUGUCCCAUUCUCAAAUGUAUCUUAAGUGUCAUCAUUGCGUUUGUUACGUAUUUGUCUGGCUGUUAUUUCUUCACUCUGCUAAUCCAGUCAAGAACCCUGCAGGAGCCCACACAUCAGAAUCAGCUUUUUUGGCCACACUUACACAUACAAGGAAAUUGACUCUGGUAGACUUUGUGUUCUAUGCAAAAACAUUUGACAUGAUGAAAUAUUACAAAAAUGACAAAAAUAUGUUCUAGCUUGGACAUUUAACUUUUAUGUACAAGAGUGUUUAAGGUAGUAGUACAAAAGUGAGGAGUGCAGAGGAAGGUUGAGUGGUAGAACGAUUUUUUACGUAUGUUGUAUAACAGGUGGAUUAUGUACAUGAGGUAGAUAUACAUUAGUGUUAAAUACAGAAUUGACAUUAAAAUAUUCGAUAAUGGUGUGCAGAGGUACAUGUCAGAUGAGUGGAUGAUGUCUGUAGUUAGAAUAUGUGGAGGAGUUGUUAUAGAUGAUCGUAGUUUAAAGGUUAGAUAAACAGUCAUUUACAGUCACAGUGGUUGUUCUGUCACUCUGUGAACGUUAGGAUUUCAUCAGAGAAACAGCCCAGGAGAAAAAAACAUUCUUUGAGUCAGUUGGUUUUGGUGUACUGUGAUCUUAAACAACUACCUGAGGUGAGGGGUUCAAACAGUUUGUGACCUGGGUGUGAGGGGUUGUCCCCUGCAAAUCCCAUACAGAGCAGCUUUCUGAAAAACUUCCCGGUUCAGGAAGGAAUCAACAUAAAAAUCUGGUCUGGAGUGGACUGCACAAACAUGAGGGAUCUUUGAUAUUUUUUCAGAUAGUGAAAUACAAGUUUGAGUUAUGAAGAUGAGUCACCUCAGUCAGUCCCACAGCUCCACCCGUCAGAUCACUUCUGGACAUGCCUUGGUUCACUAAUGACAUGUGUCAGCACCUUUCAAAACGGUAUUGUUAGACUUAACAUCUCACAACUAGAGGAGCUUGGAGGACACACUGUCAAAGCGUGAUGUUGGAAGUGCAGUGGUGUAGCGCAGUCAUUUCCUUUCACCUCUGAUUCUCUCUUAGGGGUAGUAACAGACAGAAAAGAAGGAAGACGGUGGGGGUGUGUCAGGUCAGAGUUGGUGAAACAACACAGUGUGUAUGUGGAGUUCCUGUUUAGUGUUUACAAGUCGUGCCUCUGGCGUUACUGGAACAACCUGAAUUGCACACACACACACACACACACACACGACCAAGAGGCUGCAGUUUGCAUUUUAAUAUCUGGUCAAAGGGGUAAACAAACAGGUUUAUGUGGUUAUGUGGUCAUUACAUUGUUUCCCGUAGGUUGAGAAUUUACUUGUGGUGGUGGGCUGGGCGGUGCAGGGUGGCGCCGUGGUGUUUGAUAAGUGCAUUCAAAAUAAUCUAGUCAAACUAAGGUUUAUGAACUAUGCGUUAUUUAUUGCACAUACAGGGCUCCAGACUAACUUGUUUUGCUAAGAGUACAGUAACCCCUAACUAAACAUUUUAGGAGCACAAGCAGAAAGUUUAGGGGUGUACACUGUAACUUGACUUACAAGGCAGAUAAUUCACAUUUCCUCUCAUUUUCACUGUAUUACUGAUAAAUAAGUAAUAAAUGCAGAAAUUAGGACUGGGCGAUUAUAUGAUCGUGAUCGAUGAUCGCGAUUAAUUUCAGUUCGAUCACGGUGAUCAGCUGUGAGCAUAUUUACUCGAUCAAACAUGGCAGAAACGUGCGUCACAACAGCCAAUCAGAGUCGGGCUUUUCCUGCUCACUUCUGUAAGUUACCGGAGAAGUAAACAGGAGAAGUAAACAGAAUGACCGAACAUGGAGCUAAACGCGGAGCUUAGGGCCGCAAAACAGAUGUCAGCUGUGACUUUGAGUCCUCCUCAGAAGGUGUUAUAGUUGAGGAGUUAUUCAACGUCUCUCCAAAGUGACGUCGAGCAAUUAAGCCGAUAAACCGGCAACAUAACAAAUCUGUUCUCCCCGAGUGAUUAUGCGGGAAGCCUGAAAAUGUGAGCGGAGUCUGCACAGCCUGUCACUGCUGACGGUACGAGUAGCAUUAGCAGUUUAGCCACAACUAGCGGUGCAGCCACGGACCAAAACAGCGAUCGGUCAUAUCCAUACCUGCCAACACUCCCGUUUUUCCCGGGACUCUCCCCUAUUUCAGACGUAGGCCUAUCUCCCGCCCACCCCCCGUAUUGUCAUUUCUUCCGGGAAUUUCUCGUAGCGCAGUCCGCAUUCAUUCAUGAAUUGGAUCACUAUUUCUAAUUGUAUCUUAUUCAAUUUGCUUUGUUAUUUACUUUGUAUGUUAAUAAAAUGUUGAACUAAUCUCUAGUUUUUUUUUCAGUUGUUAGUACAGAUACUUUAAAACUGGCACGAAAAAAAAUCGUGAUAUUAAUCGAGAUCAGACCAUAUGACAAAAUAAAUCGUGAUCUUUUUUUUUUUUUUUGCCAAAUCGCCCAGGCCUAGCAGAAAUUAAAAUGUGCUGUUUUAAAUUCAGUGUAACAUUUUAUUGUGCACUUUUAAAGAUGCAAAACAAACAGAAAACAUAAGGUAGACAGCACAUUAUCAUUAUACUGACCAGAGAGAAGUUUUUUUUUUUUCCACACAUGGCCUUUAUUUACAACUUCAGACUGCUACAGACUGUUGCCUUGUUAACAAACAACCAAAUGGUUGAAAUAGCUUUCAAUUGGCUUCAUGUCUUGAAGAAGAAAAAGUACCGUCAGAGACAAAACCAGUGGUACAAUAACAGAAACUGUAUGAGGAAGAAAAAAGUAUAGAAAAGCACUCGGAGAGCGCAGACCUCCACCAAGCAGCUCAUGUCCCCCCUUAUAUUGUGAUUCACACCAAAAAUUUUACUGUUAUGUGUCUUUUAUUAAUGUUUAUUUGUGUUUAAACUGGUAUGUUCACUGUUUAUAAUGUUCCUAAAACAAGAAAUGCCCUGACCGGGAUUCGAACCUAGGACCUUCUUGCUGUGAGGCGACAGUGCUAACCACCAUCUACACCACUGUGCCGCCCAUUGGUUAUCUUUCAGCAUUGAAAAUUCCAACAACACCCUUAUUUUUGUGUGUUCUGGAUCACAGUAUCUGGAAUUUUGUCUGGAUCAGGAUCAACCUUUGACACCUCAUAAAACUCAUUUAGAUCCUUUUGUGUAAUUUUUUACUAAAGACUCUGGCCAUUUUUAUAGAGUUAAAUGCAAAAAUUCCAAAAUUUGCCCUAUCUCACAAUGAUAUAGAAUCCUUCCAAAAAUUCCUGGAUCCAGAAGGCAAUCCGGAUCACCACCAAAAUGUAAUGGGAUCCUCCUGGGGCUGAGACGCACCUCUGGUGAAAAUUUCAGGUCAAUCCGUCUGUUACUUUCUUCGUAAACUUGUUCACAGACAAACAAACCAACCAACACUUCCGAAAACAUAACCUCCUUGGCAGAGGUAAUCAACAUCAAGUUAGUGUGGCCGGAGUGCAACAGUUUGGGUGCGCUUCCAUAUAUCCACCAACAUGUCACGCGCUGCACCGCAUUUGUCUGGAGGAAACCUUGCUGUCUGUGUGUCUGUAUGACCCUCAUGGAAUGAUGGGUGAUGAGCCCACCAUUUUUUCUCUCUCUUUUUUUUUCUGAAGUUGCCAUUUUCUGUAAAUGAUGAAGAAAAGUAUGUUGUGUGUAUGUGAAGACACUGGACAUGUUAACAAAGACCCCGGCCAGAAAACAAUCAGAGAUGCUGUUCUCGUAAACCAGUCAAAUUAACAAAACUGGGAAAAUUGUUGUUUGUAUUGAUUUUAGGUCAUUACAUGUAGCAUUUUAAUUCUGUGUGAGCUUUCAAAUGGGACAGGUGUGUGUCUGAGCUUAACCAUGUACUACCUUUAUGCCUGGUCUUUUUAAUAUCAUGAAGGUUAUGGUCUAGACUGGCUCUUUUUGUUAAGUGUCUUUAGAUGACUUUUUUUUUUUUGAAUUGGCGUUAUAUGAAUAACGAUUGAUUUAUUAAGCUGCUCAUGAUUGUGAAAUUAUCCUGAUGUUAGACUCAGAAUUCUGAGAAAAAAGUCAGAAUUCUGUUUUUAAUCUCAGAAUUCUGACUUUUUUCUCCCAAGAUAAAAACUGUGGGCACAAGCAUGAUUCUCUUUAGCCAUUCACUGCAUCCAAAAUGGAGAGUCCAUGUCAUACCUGUUUCGCAACAUCGGAGUGGUCGACUCACUAGUAACUUUUGUCGUUGACUGUUUAGCCUUUUAUGCAUCUGAAGUUGAUGAUUUGAAAGGGAAUUGUCACGUGAGAUUGGUGUCAUGUUCCACUUUAGCUAGUUUGUCAGUCAUUCAUUUGCAAAACAGAUAGAACUCAUCUCAAAAUUCUGACUUUUUCUCAAAAUUCUGACUUGAGAAUUAGAAGUCUGACUUGUUUUCUCAGAAUUCUGACUUUUAUCUCAAAAUUCUGACUUUAAUCUCUGAAUUUUGACCUUUUUUCUUAGACAAAUAAACAGUGGCCCUAAUCCUCUUCUGUAGUAUUUCUGACCUGCUUCUUUUCUUUGUCGCCAUCUCUCUUUUGUGCAUUGCAGGGUGAGCCAGGAUGGUGGACCAGCCUCUGUGGGAACAUAUAGGAUCCAGCUUUGUGUCGCACUACUAUCAUAUGUUUGACAAUGACAGAUCACAACUUGGAUCCAUAUAUGUGAGUGUUAUUAAAAAAACUGCUUUUCCAGUAAAUUGGCAGCCUUACUUGACAAAAUUACUGGUACCUGUCAGACAAAGUCUGUUUACCCAUGUGAAAACCUAACCUGUCUCAAUCGGAAAAUGAGAAAAAAUUUUAAUGUUAUCCUCUGACCCAAAUAGUCAGCGGCCUUAACCCUUUAAAUAAACAACAAACAAUUAUCAAUUUCAGACAAACGGUGCAGCAGGUGGGCAAAGCUACUCUGAACUGAGUGAUAUGAUACAACUGUAUUUCUUUCUCUUAAGCUGCAUCCUCUACAUUUUAUCCUCUUUCUUUGUUCUACCAUCAUCAACAGAUUGAUGCAUCAUGCCUUACGUGGGAAGGACAGCAGUUCCAGGGAAAAAGAGCUAUUGUUGAAAAACUCACUGUGAGUCUGUCUGUUUACCUGUUGCUGUGUAGUAAGGUAACGCAUAACAGUCAAGUCAGUGACUGCUCAAGUAUGCGAUCCAGUUGCAUUUUCGGUCAGCAGGUUGCACCGCAGAAGCAAGGUUUUUCUGAGAACUCUGAUUAUGUAAGCAAUAAGGCAAUUUAUUAAUCUGCACUUUUAACCGGGUCAAUGUAAAAUUUUUGAAUGCAUGCAGCAGUGAAGUGAUCCAAUUUCUCCAAAUGUGUUCCUAGAUCAACAGUUAAAGGGAUAUUCUGGCAUAACAUUAAUUUAGGGUCAAACACACUGCAACACCAAGUUAGACACUACCUCGAGAGAUGAAUGUUGCUGACUGCUUGCUUCUCUAGUUAUACCAACUUUAGUAACGACCACACGAUAGCAAUACACAGCAGUCUGAGGAACCAUAAACAAACCUCAACCAAAAAGCCACUCUGUAGCCACAAAUAAUGCUCAGAACAGCACCUGACUCCAUCAACAGUACAUAUAAGGUCUCAGCCAUAGUUCUAGCCAUCAAACAUCUUUUUAGCUUCGCCUGAUUUCUUUAGCAAAGAGACUAAACACAACUCACCUACUCUCUUACAGCAGCCACUAGUUUGUAGAGAGACCUCAGGCCAGUCCAUUAUGGACUGCUGCAGGGUUACUAAGCUCAAGGAAGAACAUUUAUGAUCAUUUCUUUAUCAUUUACUUAAAGUAAGAAUCACCAUAUUAAUCAUUUUGCACUGCAGACGCGGUAGUUCUUCUGCCUUAGCGUCUCAGUAUGAUUGCAUUUCCAUGAAGAAAUAAUUAUUAAUGUUCUUCCUUGAGCUGUGUCCCCUCGCAGUUGUCCGUAAUGGACUGGCCCGAGGUGUCCGUACAAACAAGUGGCUGCAGGAGGAGAGUUGGUGAGUUGUGUUUAGUCUCUUCGCUAAAGAAAUCAGGCAAAGCUAAAAAGAUGUUUGAUGGCUAGUAUUAUGGCUGGGACCCUAUAUGUACUGUUGAUGAAGUUAGGUGCUGUUCUGAGCAUUAUUUGUGGCUAUAGAGUGGUUUUGUGGUUGAGGUUUGUUCAUGGCUAUGUACACUCACCGGCCACUUUAUUAGGUACACCUGUCCAACUGCUCGUUAACACUUAAUUUCUAAUCAGCCAAUCACAUGGCGGCAACUUAGUGCAUUUAGGCACGUAGACAUGGUCAAGACAAUCUCCUGCAGUUCAAACCGAGCAUCAGUAUGGGGAAGAAAGGUGAUUUGAGUGACUUUGAACUUGGCAUGGUUGUUGGUGCCAGAAGGGCUGGUCUGAGUAUUUCAGAAACUGCUGAUCUACUGGGAUUUUCACGCACAACCAUCUCUAGGGUUUACAGAGAAUGGUCCGAAAAAGAAAAAAUAUCCAGUGAGCGGCAGUUCUGUGGGAGGAAAUGCCUUGUUGAUGCCAGAGGUCAGAGGAGAAUGGCCAGACUGGUUAGAGCUGAUAGAAAGGCAACAGUGACUCAAAUAACCACCCGUUACAACCAAGGUAGGCAGAAGAGCAUCUCUGAACGCACAGUACGUCGAACUUUGAGGUAGAUGGGCUACAGCAGCAGAAGACCACGCCGGGUGCCACUCCUUUCAGCUAAGAACAGGAAACUGAGGCUACAAUUUGCACAAGCUCAUCGAAAUUGGACAAUAGAAGAUUGGAAAAACGUUGCCUGGUCUGAUGAGUCUCGAUUUCUGCUGCGACAUUCGGAUGGUAGGGUCAGAAUUUGGCGUCAACAACAUGAAAGCAUGGAUCCAUCCUGCCUUGAAUCAACGGUUCAGGCUGGUGGUGGUGGUGUCAUGGUGUGGGGAAUAUUUUCUUGGCACUCUUUGGGCCCCUUGGUACCAAUUGAGCAUCGUUGCAACGCCACAGCCUACCUGAGUAUUGUUGCUGACCAUGUCCAUCCCUUUAUGACCACAAUGUACCCAACUUCUGAUGGCUACUUUCAGCAGGAUAAUGCGCCAUGUCAUAAAGCUGGAAUCAUCUCAGACUGGUUUCUUGAACAUGACAAUGAGUUCACUGUACUCAAAUGGCCUCCACAGUCACCAGAUCUCAAUCCAAUAGAGCAUCUUUGGGAUGUGGUGGAACGGGAGAUUCGCAUCAUGGAUGUGCAGCCGACAAAUCUGCGGCAACUGUGUGAUGCCAUCAUGUCAAUAUGGACCAAGCUCUCUGAGGAAUGCUUCCAGCACCUUGUUGAAUCUAUGCCACGAAGAAUUGAGGCAGUUCUGAAGGCAGAAGGGGGUCCAACCCGUUACUAGCAUGGUGUACCUAAUAAAGUGGCCGGUGAGUGUAUAUUGCUAUCGUGUGGCCAUUACUAAAGUUGGUAUAAGUAGAGAAGCAAGCAAUCAGCAACAUUCAUCUCUCGAGGGGUGUCUAACUUAGUGUUGCAGUGUGUUUGACCCUUAAUUAAUUUUACGAUGGAAUAUCCCUUUAAGGUGUGUUGGAGACACAAACAACAAUAAUAUUUCCUACUCUUUGUCUCUAUUUGUCUUUGUUAUUCUAUCUCUCCCUUCUUUGUCUUUUGGAGUUACAUUUUUCAGAGCAGUAAUGAAUCAUCAGGUUGAAGUUAAUUGUGUGGCUGUAGAUUUAAAUAGGCAACUUUGUGUCAGUUUCAUUCUGGGAACCCUCCCCCAUAAGGAUAGUAUGCUUGUUUUUAUGAAUUUAUUCGCAACGAUUCAUCAAUUUUAGUUGUGAUAAAUGAGAGGAAUGACAUAGAUGAGCUCUGUAUGAGGUGAAUAUUUUUAUUGGUAUUAACUUUUUUAUUUUUUCCUGUGAUUGCUUGAAAAGCCUCUAAUAAUUAUUCUGUGUAUUUUUCUUCUGUCUGUGUGUUUGUGUACCAGAGUCUCCCCUUCACAAAAAUAGCGCAUAGUAUAACAGCACAGGACCACCAGCCGACUCCAGACUGCUGCAUCUUGAGUAUGGUAGUGGGACAGCUAAAAGUAAGAAGUACCUGAAUUAACACUUGUCAAUGUCAUCUGUUUUACAACCCCUUUGAAAAAAAAGGCAAUUUUAGCUGAUGAUAAAAUUGAAAUUGAUACUGAUACCCCUGUAUGACCUAAAACAAGACCAUUUACAUUUGUCAUUUUUAAUGUCUGAAAACCAUGAGUCAGGGUUCAGACUGAUGCCUCGUUUGCAUGACAACUGAGUUUUGCUAUCUCUGCAUCCUUGUGCUAAUACAUUGCAGCUCAAAACAGUGCAACAUGGGUGUCCUAGUGUGUGAUUACACAUGUGGAAGAGGUAUGGUUUAUAAACAAACUGCAAGAGUGUCAGAUGCACAACACUUAGACACGCACACACGGGGCGCUGUUCUUGCCUGCUUGACAAAUACACACACACAGACCCGGGGUGGAAACACUUUGUCUCAUUAACCCACAACCUGCCCGUGUGUGGCAUCUCUAUAUGUCACACAUUGCAGGUGAGACACAAAGGGUGCAAAUAUCCUGCCUUGAAAUGCCAGUAUAUAAGGUCCAUAAGCAGGGAACUGUACACCACAAAUACAUUUUAUGUUCAUGUUUCAAGGAUAAGAUCCUCAGUUAGUGAUAAAUCCCAGACCCAAUAAAUACAGUAUGUCUGUCAGAAGACAGCAUGAGGAUUCUAUCAAAGAGAGCUCCAGAUGAAUGUUUUCCAAAUGGUUGUGAUCGUCCUGAAAUGAAUGCCAGACAUCCCAAAACCAAAACGUCACAGAAUCUCACUUACACUUAACUGAAUUAAGCACAGUAUGUUAAGUUAUUUGGUUAUGUUACAAGUUUCUUCCCUCUCUCCAGCUGAAAAUGGAACUUUGCUAUCAUACUGAAAGUAAGCCAAACAAACUACAGGCUAUAUAAAGACAUCAGGCAGACUCGUGAAAAUAAUUCUAAAUAAUGACAUUUUACCAUAUAAAAACCUAACGAGCUUUUCAUAGUCCCUGUAAAUGGGUUAGUUUUUAGAGUGAUUCUUACAACCAAAAAUGCUUCAGAAGAGAAACCUUUGGGAUGUUAACAUUUGUGUAAUACUUUAUUUAAUAUAUACAUUUUGGUUAAAGGAGUUGGUAUGGUUAAUAUCACAGGCAAUAGCAUUAACUUGGAACUGUGUAGAUUAUGUCAGUGUUUGUCUUCACCAUUUGUUACCUCUGCCAGGAGGAUCCCAUUACAUUUUGGCGGUGAUCCGGAUCGCCUUCUGGAUCCAGGAAUUUUUUGAAGGUGUCUUUGUCAUUGUGAGAUAGGGCAAAUUUUGGAAUUUUUGCAUUUAACUCUAUAAAAAUGGCCAGAGUCUUUAGUAAAAAAUUACACAAAAGGAUCUCAAUGAGUUUUAUGAGGUGUCAAAGGUUGAUCCUGAUCCAGGCCAAAUUCCAGAUAGUGUGAUCCAGAACACACAAAAAUAAUGGCGUCGUUGGAAUUUUCAAUGCUGAAAGAUAACCAAUGGGCGGCACAGUAGUGUAGUGGUUAGCACUGUCGCCUCACAGCAAGAAGGUCCUGGGUUCGAAUCCUGGUCAGUGUAUUUCUUGUUUUAGGAACAUUAUGAACAGUGAACAUACCAGUUUAAACACAAAUAAAAGUUAAUAAAAGACACGUAACAGUAAAAGUUUUGGUGUGAAUCACAAUAUAAGGGGGGACACGAGCUGCUUGGUGGAGGUCUGCGCUCUCCGUGUGCUUUUCUAGUUAAGUUAUACAACUAUGUUGUCCUUACUUGCCUCAUCAUUCUGGCUCCCAUCAACUCAAAUACCCAGCCAGUUAUUUAAAAGCUGAACUAAAACGUAUUCACUGCGGUUUUCUCUUUUUGUUUGUUUGCAGGCAGAUGAUGACCCCAUCAUGGGUUUUCAUCAGAGUUUCAUCCUGAAGAACAUUAACGAUGCAUGGGUGUGCACCAACGACAUGUUCAGGUUGGCCAUUCACAACUUUGGCUAACCACCCCCUUUCAUACUCUGGUGGGCAGGGGUGGCCAUAGGGCACUGUGUGAUGGAGUAUGGAGCGAAGGGGGGAGCUAAAGUGUGAGUUAUUGGAGGACACUCACCCCUUUCUCCUACUAUCUCAUUUAUGCCUGUUUGAGAGCAAGCAAACACCGGAUUCUAGAUGUCAAUCACUGAACCUCAUCCAGGUGGGUUUUAGGACAAACCCAGCUAGUACAAUUGCAACGUGUUUCUUUGCUGAGAGCCAGCCGACCAAUCAGAUGCCCCUGUCUGCUACUCUGCUGAUCUGCAUGACGCUGGGAGCCUCCCACUACAAUAUCUACACUCAAGUCACCAAAAAGACAAACAGCUGACUGGCGCCAAUAACUCAUCCUCUGCUCUACUUGCUGCCGUUCUUUACUUAAUUCUAAUCUAUUAAAAUGUACUGUUUACUGAACUGUUGUUGACUGGUUUCCAACUCCAUGUUUAGGUUCAGAUUUGGCUUCUAGUUUUCCUCUCGCUAUGUUGUAACUUGUUUUUAGAUGCCACUUCUGUCUUGCCUUAGUGUGUUUAACUGCGUUUUAUCUCCCUCAUGUACUUGUUUACUUUGCAAGCUUUCACUUUUUUAUGCCAGGUUUUGCUCUUGCAAACCAAAGAAUAGCGAAGGACAUGAAAUUUAACCUUCCUGUGAUUGGCUCUGAUCCCACAAGUUCACUCAGUCUCUCACUCUUUCUGUUUUUCUUUUAUGCAUCUCAUGUCAGGCAGUUAACAUGGUCUACAACCACAAUAGACAAUAAACCUUGACUUUUUGAUAAUGUU
Xyrichtys novacula (pearly razorfish) is the source of this 16069-nucleotide messenger RNA. The record is from the annotation of a GenBank genome assembly. Lineage: Eukaryota; Metazoa; Chordata; Actinopteri; Labriformes; Labridae.